UUCAGGAACUGCAUAGGAGCUGCGGAACGGCUGCAGCUGACAUUGCGAUAUCUAUCCACUGGUAAGAUAUAAUAUUUUCUUGGUAAUUUUUAGUACCGACAUACAUAUGUAUGUACAUAUUUCCAAAAUUAGGUGAAACCCAAAGGUCACUUCAAUUGCCGUUCCGAAUUCAGCAGUCAACCAUUUCCAGAAUUUUAAAGGAAUCAAUUCCCGCAAUAUAUUUGGCGUUAAGGGAGGAGUAUUUGAAAUUCCCUGCAAGUGAGCAAGAUUGGCGUGAUAUUGCAAAAGACUUUUAUCAGAUGUGGGGAUUCCCGAACUGCAUCGGCGCUUUAGAUGGAAAGCAUUGCAGAAUACUGCCAGUGAGGAAAGCAGGAUCUACGUAUUUCAAUUACAAAGGAUACCAUUCAUUUGUAUUGAUGGCAAUCGCUGAUGCCCACUAUCGUUUUAUUUAUGCUGAUGUCGGUGUUAAUGGGAGAGUGGGUGAUGCUGGAAUUUGGUUGAACUCGGACCUGAAAUACGCUAUUGAAAAAAAUGAAGUACAUAUACCAGCCCCAUGCACGCUCCCUUUCAUGUCAACUCCCUCGCCUUUUGUGCUUUUAGCCGAUGAUGCCUUUGCUCUAAAAGACUACUUAAUGAAACCUUACUCUCAUCUAAGACUAUCACCAAGCGAACUUAAAUACAACAACAUACUUUCGAGGAACAGGCGCGUUGUUGAAAAUGCUUUUGGCAUUCUUGCGAACAGUUUUCGAGUUUUAUUUUCACCCAUCCAUCGCGCUCCAGCUGCAGCCAUUCAGAUUGUAUUAUCUUGCAUAACAACUAUACAACAACCGCUUCUGAAAGAAAUGCGUCAAAAUGGAGCGCUGAAGAAAUAA
Molecule: messenger RNA, 872 nt
Organism: Rhagoletis pomonella (apple maggot)
Lineage: Eukaryota; Metazoa; Arthropoda; Insecta; Diptera; Tephritidae
Product: protein ANTAGONIST OF LIKE HETEROCHROMATIN PROTEIN 1-like
Exons: 3
Coding region: 111-872 (253 amino acids)
Source: RefSeq, a predicted model, not a curated record